UUGGUGAAGCAUAUUUUCAUUUAAUUGAAUGAUGUUUCAUGUGACAAGCAACUCGAUCAUGUCACUCAAGAAGAUGGUGUUGCAAAAGAGCACAACUAUGUCUUUGAAUGAACGGUGUGGAUAUGACUUCUAAGUUAAAAGUACACGUUUGCGGGCUGAAAUGGGAGACAACAUGUUGUCCGUCAUUAAGUUUCUGCAGUUUUUUGGGCUAUGACGGAGAUAGUGAAAUACGGUGUAUGCAGGCAGAAUAUAGGAGUUGGGGGUUAGUGUGUAAUGCCGGAACAUUCUUAUGCUUUACAUACCUGAGGAGAAACCGAGAGAAUGCAAUUCGAAAUAUUCGAGAGAAUGCAGUGCUUCAACACCAAGCAUCAGUGAAGAAUCGCAGACUUGUGCAGCAGAUGGAACGUCGUCCAGCUGUUGUGGCAGCUCUUAAAUUGAAAAAGAGGAGCAUGCGGCAACGUCUUGGUCAGCGCUUGGGAAACACCAGCAUUAAGGAUCGAUUGACAUUAAAUGUAUCAUAUCGUGGAGGUCGUAUGAGGGCAAGAAGUCGUUCCCGUGGAAUGUCAAGAGGAAGAGGUCGUGGGCAGUUAUCUGGUAACAGAGUUGGUCAGCUGGAUAACUUCAGAUACAGACAGCCACAAACACAAGGACAGGGCCAAAGCUCACUUUAUAGGAGUCCUUCAAGACGUCCAUUCAAGAGAGGACGUGGUGGUACACCUAUCAGAGGAAAUCGGGGAGGAAGGUACAUCCAACGAGGUGGUCAACAAGGUCGAGGUGGUGGUUCAUUCAGACGUGGAGGUCGUGGUGGAGGUCGAGGGGGUGCAAGAGGAAGAGGCCGUGGUGGCAGGGGUCGCGGAGGUCGUGGGCGGCAAAAUAGACCUCUGCCUUCAAAGGAAGAACUUGACAUGCAACUUGAUCAAUAUAUGGCAAACACAAAGUCACACCUUGACCGAGAGCUAGAGAGUUACAUGAACCAAGCCAGUACCUCUGAAUCAUGGGAUUGAAGCUUCAUGUCAGUCCAUCUCUGAUUUCCCAUUUGAAAUUUGCUUUAAUUUAUGGUUUGUUUAUGUCUUGGACUUCGAACUCUUUCGCUGUAAAGUUUUAAAUGUUCAUAAGCACAUUUUUCUGUGUUUAAGGACUCCCAGUGUAAAAGUAUUGUAAAUUAGGAUAUGUAAGAAAGAAACAGACUGUGGGAUAGCAAAUUGCUCCCAAAUAUUUAUAGUAACAUUUUUACAAAAUGUGUAAUAAUGGUUGUAACAUGAUGCUAAAGGAGAUGCUUCUGUAGUUUGUUUCACUGGAUUCAUAAAUUUGUCACUCUUUUAAAAGUAAUACUUGUGAGGCUGCAAUGAUGUUUUAAUGUGCAUUGAACUAAUAUUCACUUAUACAGAUAAGUGUAAUGCUAGAAAUAUAAACUCACUGUGUUUGUUGAACAUGUCAUGACUUAGAAGCAUUCUUGCUUUGACUGACUCUUAAUAGAUUUUCUGUUAGAGAAUGAAUGCCAUUUUAUGAAAAAUAGUGAUGAUAAAGUGGACUUUCGUGUGUUCUAUUUCUAAAAGGAAUUGAUACAGUAGAAUAUGAUUUGUUUUGUGUUAUGUCAUCUUGCCCAUGUAUUGUAGUUGUUUGAAAGAAAGAAAGGGAGGGAGAGAGAGUGAAAGAGUGAGAGAGAGAGAGAGAGAGAGAGAGAGAGAGAGAGAGAGAGAGAGAGAGCCUUAGUAUUCACCAAAAAUAGGAAAGAAAUGUGGUACACAACUCAGUUAUGAUAGUUACUUGUAGAAUAUUGCACAGAAUGCCAGCUUUUGAUUUUGAGUUGCCAUUCAGUUCACUUUUAAGUUCUUGUCAGAGGAAUUAUGUUAGUAUUAUCAUUAAUUUAUAAUUUUGUACAGCUGUUAAAAUGUCCAUUUACUAGUUCCUGUGGAUGAUAAUUGAAGUGUGUGUUGCAACUAUUUCAGAGUAGCUUGUGUACACUUGUUUAUUGCUUUGAGCUUUUGACACUAUGAAAUUGUUUCUAUAAUGUUGCUUUGUUUAAAGAGAAUUUAAAGAUAGCUGCUGAAUGUAGCUGCAGAAAAAUAAAUUAUUUGAAUUUUGGUAAA
Messenger RNA from Schistocerca americana (American grasshopper), 2090 nucleotides. RefSeq names its product chromatin target of PRMT1 protein-like. The coding region runs from base 108 to 1004 and encodes 298 amino acids. NCBI's taxonomy places the organism in Eukaryota, Metazoa, Arthropoda, Insecta, Orthoptera, Acrididae. The transcript has 8 exons. The record is from RefSeq and is a predicted model, not a curated record.